UUACGUUUUUUUGUUUUGUUUUUCUGACAUGGCGUCAGCGAGAGCGGCGCCGGAGCUGCUGGCGCUGCAGCCACGACCAAAUCCACACUCGGAUGUGGAUAACACUGACAUACAGCGGCGCCACAGCACAGAGUUGGGCUACAACGAAUUCUACUGGCGCUACAUGCACGCCAAUUGGCCGGUGAUUAUCACCGAUGUGUCCAACACGUGGGAGUGCCGCAAUUGGGCGCAUAAGGACUGCGAUACCGAUACUGCAAAUGCCAAUACCCGCAACCAAAGCCCCAUCAAUUUCGACUACCUCAGAAGCCGCAUUGACGAUCUCGCCGUACCCGUGGCCGACUGCAAUGCAACCUAUUUCAAUAGCCAUGCCAAGCUGGAGCUGAAGUUCCACGAUUUCCUGGAGCGCUGGCAGCGCAGCAUGGAAGUGGACAAUUCAAAGUUACAGACAACGGAACCCAACUGCAACGUUGCCAAGGAUAAUCUCUACCUCAAAGACUGGCAUCUGGCUGCACAGCUGCCGGCAUAUGAAUUCUACCAAGUGCCCAAGUAUUUCGCCUCCGACUGGCUGAACGAGCAGUUGAUUGAGGAGAAGCGCGACGACUAUCGCUUCGUGUACAUGGGACCCAAGGACUCCUGGACGUCGUUCCACUCGGAUGUCUUCGGCUCCUACAGCUGGUCCACAAACAUUGUGGGCCAUAAGAAGUGGCUCAUACUGCCGCCUGGUGAGGAACUAAAGCUCGCCGAUCGUCUUGGGAAUCUGCCUUUUAGCAUAGACGAACCGCUGCUGGAGCAGCACAACGUGCGCUAUUUCACCAUCAAUCAAACUGCCAACGAGGCUGUCUUUGUGCCCAGCGGCUGGUAUCACCAGGUGUGGAACGUGACGGACACCAUCUCGGUCAAUCACAACUGGUUCAAUGCGUGCAAUGUGCCGCUGGUGUGGCGCAAUCUCCUGAGCAACCUGCAGGCUGUGCACAGAGAGAUCGCCGACUGCCAACAGAUGGACAACUUUGAGGCGCACUGCCAGACCAUGUUGCGGGCCAGCUUUGGCAUUAACUACCUCGAUUUUAUAGAGCUUUUGGAAUUCAUCGCCGAGCGCCGUAAAUCAACGACCAACAACAGCCAAUUACUUUUCCAUAGAUAUCAAAUGAACGCCUAUCACGUGCAAUACGAUCUUGAGUGUGUACGCCAGCUGCUAGAGGAGAUGCGACAGGAGCCGAGCGUGCAGCAGUGCCCGGCCCAGCUGCACGAGCGCUGCGAACGGCUGUGGCAGCAGCUGCAGUAAGCAGCAGGACUAAUAUAUCGAACUGAGAGUGUUCAUAUGGAAGGCCUUGGCAUAUUUUUGUAUACCAAAGUUGUAUUCAUAUACAAAAGUCAAUAGUCAAUAGUAUUUUAUAAUAUCAUAUUAUAUUUGUAACGAAUGUAAAUGUACGAAGUCCAGGUGCGGGCAUUUACUGCCCGUCCGGCCACAUAAACUCGCCCGCCACGGGCUCAGUUCUCAGCCA
Molecule: messenger RNA, 1502 nt
Organism: Drosophila navojoa
Lineage: Eukaryota; Metazoa; Arthropoda; Insecta; Diptera; Drosophilidae
Gene: JMJD4
Product: jumonji domain containing 4
Biological process (GO): protein hydroxylation; positive regulation of translational termination
Cellular component (GO): cytoplasm; nucleus
Molecular function (GO): 2-oxoglutarate-dependent dioxygenase activity; sequence-specific DNA binding
Source: RefSeq, a predicted model, not a curated record